Messenger RNA from Colletotrichum spaethianum, 498 nucleotides. RefSeq lists its product as uncharacterized. The transcript has 2 exons. Lineage: Eukaryota; Fungi; Ascomycota; Sordariomycetes; Glomerellales; Glomerellaceae. Bases 1 to 498 code for a protein of 165 amino acids. The record is from RefSeq and is a predicted model, not a curated record.
AUGACUGUCGACAAGGCUUCCACCUGCUGCGGCAAGAGCGCCGAGUGCGUCUGUGGUAUGUACUCCUUGCCUACUUCACCCUUCGUCUCCAACCUCGAGAACCUUUCCUCUAUGCGUCAACAGCAGCUCGUCCUUCUUCUGGGAGAUAUCUACACCCACUUUCGCUCGCAACACAACUAUCAGAAUAAUUACAAGCUGACUGACCUCUCCUCUCGUUCAGCCCAGCAAGCCAAGUGCUCCUGUGGCCAGCAGUCCGCCCUUCACUGCACCUGCAGCAAGGCCUCCACAGAGAACUCCGUCGCCGGCCCGCGUUGCUCGUGCCGAGCUCGCCCGGCUGGUGAGUGCACUUGCGACCGCGCUUCUACCGAGAACACCAAGCCCGCCGGUGAAACCUGCGCUUGCGGCGUCCGCCCAGCCAACGCCUGUACUUGUGAUAAGGCCUCCGAUGGAUCUUUCAACCCGAGCGAGCACGAGACCGACUUCACGACCCGCCGAUGA